Lepisosteus oculatus (spotted gar) is the source of this 8566-nucleotide messenger RNA. The record is from RefSeq and is a predicted model, not a curated record. Lineage: Eukaryota; Metazoa; Chordata; Actinopteri; Semionotiformes; Lepisosteidae.
CUUGUCACAAUAGUCCUUAAGUGCUAUAGGUUGGAGACUGAUUAAUAUACAAGAACAUAACAUUUAGAAUCGCACGUAUGGGUAAUAAGUAUAGAUGCAUGCACGCUGAAACACUUGUUUUUCAGGACUGUGUUUGGGGGAGAGGUUGCCCAGCGUGAGCGUCACGCUCAUGUGACGAGAGACCGGGUCAGAAGGUGCCGGGUCUUUGUGAAUACCGUACAGUAAAAACACGUUUCCGAAGGUGCUGGGCCAGUAAGUGAGUUGUAAGCCGGUCUAUAAGAAGACGCCGAGACAGCCUGGGUCCCUUGAGUCAUAUACACGUGACGACGAGAAGUUUAAAAAUGGGUUACCGUGUAACAGGCUGAAGUAACGUUCUGGAAAACUCGCUACAAGGGGGUGGAGAGACAGAGAGAGAGGAGGAGGGAGGGGGGGUUCAGGCAAUUAAACUUUACACCUAAAAUUGGGUGAAAUGCAGGAAUGCGGGCUGGGUACAUAAUGCACCCCCUCUCUAUCAAGGUAUUUAACUGCUACCUGCGUGUAUGACUAAGUAUCGAAGUAAAAAAAAAAUGUUAAUAUGACUCCGCCACCGAGCACUCCAAGACCGAGACGAAGGGGUAUUUAUUUUAUUUAAAAGCAUGUACAGUAUGCAUGUUCGGCGGGGAAGACCGUGAGACCGGCGAGGAACGUCAAAGCGAAAGAGCCCGUGCCUGCACACGCUACACGCACGGUUCGCCUGGUGUGAGAGGAGAGCGGUGCCGACGGCGCUACUUCCACCGGCUGACUGCUGACGUUGAUCCUCUCGGUCCAGCCUCUCGCCGGAGCGGCAGCAGCAGAGACCAAGCGAGGCAGCGCUGGGGUCGCGGCGUCGAUUGGGUAGGGCCGCGGUCCUGCACCCCCACCCCACCCCCCCCACUCUCUCUCGCUCGGUGAGCCCGGUGAGCAGUGCGCACUGGCCGGAGCCGGGGAGUCUCCUGCUACACUUCAAUGGAGGAACAGCCCAGCGUGCGGGCACCUCAGCAGCGCUACCACCAUGGAGGAGAGAGGAGCCCGACCCGGCCCAGGAAAACGCUGAAAAAUGAGCCGAGCCACUGCCAGCACCACCACCAGGAAACGCAGGCGAAGAAAACAGGUCGGGUUUGCUUAGCUAAGGCCAGAAACACGGUGGCGCCCCGAGAGGACUCGUGGACCCUGUUCAAGCCCCCCCCCGUCUUUCCAGUGGACAACAGCAGCGCCAAGAUUGUCCCCAAGAUCAGUUAUGCAAGCAAAGUCAAGGAGAACCUCAACAAGGAGAGCCAGGCUCCCCCGCUGCCCGCCCGGCUGUCUCAUGUCCCCAUGUCCGCUGUGAAGACCGGCGCCUCGGCGGCCUUUGCGAACGGGCCCGUCUCCGCGGAGGCGGCCUGCUGCUCGCCGGCCGGGCCCCUCCUCGGCGCUGCUUGUCCCGAGACGCCCGCCCCCGCGGUGCCGGCGGGCGAGAAUGUAGCCUCGUCGCCCGACAGCAGCGGCGGCAGCGGGGAGCCCAGGAAACCCGGCCUCUUCGUGUACCCUUUGACCCCUGCGCAUAUGCAAGCCGCGCUGCCCAGCGCCCGCCCGGUGGAUGUACCCUCGCAGCAGAAGGCCCUGGGGGACAUCUUCCAGAACCAGUGGGGGCUGUCCUUCAUCAACGAGCCCAGCGCGGGGCCCGAGGGGGCGCCGGGGCGGCCCGCGGUGGGGGGCGGGGGGGCGGCCGAGGUGACGUUCCAGGGGCAGUGCGCCGCUCGGGGCGCCGAGGCCCCAGGGCUGGACCGCCCGACCCUCCCAAAGGCUUCUGACCUCGACAAACGGACUAGCCCCCAUUCCCUCGCCAGUGUUUUCAAAACGUGCCCCCCCGCCCCUGCCGCCGAGGGGGGGGCGCCACUUCAGCCUCUCGUGCCGGACCCCCAGAAGGGCGAGGCGGGGAGCCCAGGUGCAAUAGAGUUCGCUUCUGCUAAGGACCUUGGUGCCGAAUCGCCUCAGGCCUCCCCAGCCAAUCCUGUGUUGACUGCGGCCAAAGAACAGGGCCAGACGAAAGCCUGUGACAGGAGUAGUAGCUGGGGCUCAUUUGAUCUAAAAGCUGCUGUAAUUUAUCACACUAAAGAAAUGGAAUAUAUUUUGACUUUGCAGAAACAAGAUCCAAAAAGAGUGGUGGUUUAUGACGAAUCCAAGGACAGGCCUGACCAGUGAGGCUGCGACAGCCAACGCUUUGUACCUGAACACUGCUGCCCUCGCUGGCUGGAGGGUCGACCAGUUCCUCCACCACAGUGGGGGGCGUUGCAAAAACAAACAAAAUCAAUCGUCACUUUUGUAGUGGAACUGAGAGAGGGGAGUGCCCUGCAGCAGAGACUUCGCUGUGGAAUUGAAACGGGGACGAGGGAGAGACUAGGGGGAGACACGGACCAGCCUCCCCGCGUCUGUCUGGGAGCUGCUUUGCGGAGACCUGCCACUGGGAGCCGCCGCGCGCUGGAGAGAGACUCUUGGCUUCCGGUACAGACUAGAAUAUCUCUGCUCUUGGACGCUGGCCGCAGGUGAGCUGGAGACCAGCUGAGCCUCCUGCACGAGCUUUGGUUGCGACAGCCUGGGACUCGCAGAGCCACCCCUGGGGGGGAGUGGGAGGGGGUUUGUCACGUGACGGGUGAGGCCGGGAGGCUCGAUCUCUCUUCCCGAGCCUGCGGUGGCGUUGGGACUGAAGCCGAUUGACGAUGGGACGCCUCAGCCUUGUUAUUUCCUUAAGCCGAUCCACACACAUGCAAACAUAUGUGCACUGUAUGUACGUGUAUAUCUGCUUGGUGUGUGCAGUUAUGCAUUGGGUGUAUGUAUACAUACACAAAAGCUGAGGAAGGUUGCCUUGAAGUUUCUCAACUGAAAAAAAAACAAACCAAGAAAUGGCAGGAGACGUCAAGCAUCCUGUCUUGCUGCAAUUUAAAAAAAAAAAGCCAGGCCUUGAGAAUGAAAAAUUGUCUUAAAUGUGCUGUGGGAAAAGAUCGCUCAGUACAGUACUGACUUUGCUGGACAUCUUUCAUUAGCGAUGCUUCUUUUUUUCUGUUGAUUUCAUUUCGUGAAAUCGGAACCCAGCCAGGAUCCGCGGGAGGUGGAGAAAGAGGGGAGCGGGUCGGGGGGGGGGGAGAGGGGGCGCCGGGUCUCCCCCGAGUCCGGCGGCUCUUCUGCUCCCGGUCCCUCUGCGCCGGCACCGCAAGCACAGAGCAGCCUGGUCUUUGCUUGGGAUGUCACCAGCGUCUUCACGUAUUUGAAUGGUUGUUUUUUUUUUUUCCUCCUUCCUCAUCCCUUGUGAACCUCUCCGCUAAAUUACACCCCGUGUUGAAGUCGUGCGGAACAGGAGACUCCCCUAACGGUCCCGCUGAGUUGUUUGAAUGAAGUGAGCUGGUGGCGUUGGCAGACCUGGGCUGCGCGAGGGGGGAGUUGGGGCUUUGGGGUUUUUUGGGUUGGGGCGGGUUAAGAUCUUGGGGUCCGCCGCGGAGCCCUUGCGGGGGGGUGGGGGGGAGACGGAGCGCCGGCUGGGUUUCUCUCUCCGGCUUUCGGUCCGUCUCCGUACUCCUUCCUCGCCGCCUGCCCUCCUCUUCCUCGGCCGCUCCUGCUCGUGGCUGGGAGCCAAUCUGACUGUUAGUGCCGCGAGGGAUGAGGGGCAUGUGGAGCCCGAAGUCGUGUCGUUUUCAUGGAAAUCCGUUCGGAGAAUUGUGGAAGCAGCCGUGUUCAUGGCUCGGACAUUAUUCUUGCGCGCAAUUCUUCCCAGAUUGUAGCAUGUGCAAAUGGAGCUGCGACGUUCCAUUUUUCAUUGUCCCCUCUACACUAAAGAAGCGUUUAGUUUAAUGGCCACCCGUUGCUUAAGAACAUGUGUGCAAGGAGGUAGUUUGAACUAGAUAAUAACUCCUUUCUCCUUGACAGUAUUCAGAUUCUGCUUCUUUUUUUUGAGCAGGGGCAUUUUUAGGUUGUAGAUUUUGUUUUUUCCAGUUAAAAUGAUUUGAUUAAAAAUGAUUAGCACUUUAUAUAAACUAAUUUUUUUCUAAUAAAUAUAUAUAUAUGUGAAAAUAUAAUGCUGUCCCCUGCUAAGAAUGGCUUUGGGUUUUUAAAAAACACAAAAAAAAAACACAAAAAAAAUAAGUCACUCAGGUAGAAUUAGGAAAGCCAUGAUCUGACCAAUAGGAAGUUUAAUUGCCAAAAAUGCUAAUUCUAAACCUGCUGAUUUUUAACAUUAACUUGCCCUAAAAGACUUUUUAAUUUAGAAUUUUUAAGACAUUAAAAUCGUCAUUGAACUUUCUAUAUCAAUUUAAAUUAACCUGUAGUGCUGUGUGAUACAUGAUACCAAAAACAUAUAUAUCUAUUUUGAAAUUAUAUAUAUCUGUAUUUUCGGGGGGGGGGUUUUCCCCGUGAAACCUGCGAUGCGCCCGUCUCGUAGUGGAAGGUCAGGCGAUGUUGAGAUUUGAGAUGUCGAGGGGUGUCCUGCGGGCCUGUCCCAGUUUCCGUUACUUUCAUACGGAGCCGUGCUCCGCGGUGCAGGCGAGCCCACGCGUUUCCGAGGGGAAAAGAGUCCCUCUCGCGUCUCCUCGGACCGUCCCCCCGGAGUUUCCUUCAUCCUUCCUUCUCUCCUUCCGCCGUAGCCUGGCGGAGUAGCUCCGGCCUCCAGCGGGACGGCUAUGAAGCUGGUGAGGUCCGCAGCCCGGCGGUUCCGCCUCCGUUGGCGGAGAUUUGGGAUUGUCCCGGACUGUCCCGGCCUUGGAGCCGGCUCCCACUUCCUUAUACAAGAAACUGUAUACGGCCAAUAAAGUGAGCUGAUCUGAUCUUAAUUCCGCUAAUUAUUUGGUAGGCUUUCGGCAUAGUUUUCGGGACUUUUCCGACUGCGUCUCUAGGAGUGGGUGUGGGCGCGGUGUGCGGUUUUGAAACCGAGUUCAGUGAAGCUGCCUGCACUCUGAAUAGAGUAAGGUGAGAAAGUGCUGCUUAACCCUCGAGCUCAUCUGUUCCUGGCCGAGUGCGCAAUAUUACUUUGCAGUAUUAAACGGUCCUUCCAUGACAAGAGGAACGGCGGUGCGCCGUGUUUCCCGUUUCGUCUUCAAAACAUUUCGGUCGUGUUUAAAACUCGCUCCUUUCCUUAGCGUCCGAAGAGUAGUCACCGUGUGAGGGUGGGGUCCAGGAGUUAGUUUUUGUUGUUGGGUUUUUUUUUUUUUUUUUUUGGUGGAACGGAAAAGGCAUCUUGUUCUUGGGAUGCGGAAAAGAGCGGGAGUCCCAUAGGAUGGAUCCAGGCGCGUGCCGAGUGUGCGUCACUGUGGCGCCGGUGGCGGGGUGGACUCGGCUGUGCGGUCAGGAAGAACCCGCAGGCGGUUUCACGCUUUGUGCCCAGUCCUGGAAUAUUGAAUGGCCAGAGCAGUUUAGCCUUGCAGUUGAAAUUCGCACCCGUGUGUUAUAGACUGCCUGACGCAGGGAGUGGGAGUGUUAAACGCUGUCCACUCGGGAUGGGGGCGGGUGGGGGAGGGAGCUCUUUUUAAACAUGUUAGAAAGUCUUUAUGAUUAUGAACUUCGAUUUGUUUUUGUUUGUUUUUUUUUUAAAAAGAAAAACCUCUUAAAAGCACUUAAACCUUGUUCUUCUGUGUCUGUGACUGAAUCGUGAAUUGGGAGCACAGGAGGUGAGUGAGAUGCACGCGGGGGUGGGGGGGGUAGGUCAUUUCUCUGAGAGCACCGCAGCCUGCUAACCAAGCCCCAGACACGGCCGUUCUCCAGCGAGACCGACCUGGCGACAGCUGUUCGACAGGACCGUGUGUCAGGUGUUGGCCGGUUCCUCUCGCUGCUCCCUUGAUAUUUAUGUACCUGUAAGUUUUCCUGGGAAUGUCCACAGACUAUGGGAGGGUUAAGGGAAGGUGCCGUUGUGUAGCUGGGCUGCCAGGUCGUUAUUCCUGGUCCUGAAGCCACGUUAUUACAUAUGAGUGCUUGCAGGCAGCAGACGGUGAGAUCGGUUAGAAAUGGCUUCUUCCCAUUGAGAAGAUUCCCCCCCGCCCCCUAUACAAUGUACAGGUCACCGAUGUUUAAAGGGAAUAAAAAGUGAUCAACUUUCAAAUCCCCAGACAUGCAACUGUUUGUAUAUGUUGUUGGUUUGUUUUUGUACACGACUUCUUUUGUGCCAUGUUUUGAGUUCCGCGUUCUGUUUAACAGCAAGUCGUUCUCCUAAUGUUAUAUUUCAAGGUUAUUCAGCACUGUUAUUCAGCAGAUCAAUCUCUUAAUUUUGCUUUUUAUAAGAGACACUAGAAAACAUUGAUCGCUGUCUAUACAAUUGUACAAUCAGGGCAGACUGUAAAAUGAAUAUUGGAGCAUUCACUACAUUUGCACAGUUAGCCUUGUGCUUAGAGAAUUACACUUGGUCACUCCAGAUUUACAGGGUCUUAAUUGUUACGUUUUCAUUGAACAGUUGAGCUCUGAUGAUCAGUAUCAGUGUUCAACAGUCGCUAAAACAUUUUAAUUAAAAUAAGAUGAAGGGCUUUGACCCGAGGUCAUAGGGUUUAAAUAUAUAGAAACUGCGCAUUUUGCUUUUAAUUUCUUUGAAAGGCACACUGUUGAUCAAAUUGCAAUGCUCAAGGAGGAGUAACUGGAAGUGUGGUUAUGUAUAACUAUGCUACUAUAGUUGCUAUGGUUCUAUAUAUAGUUGUAGUUCAAUUUUUCUCUUUUUUUUUAGCAGGAUUUGUCUCUGUUAAAAAAUAUUCACACCGUUACACAUAAGUGGGCCUGGAAUGUUUUAGUUUUAUAAAUGACUUAGUGGUGGUGCUGUGAAUCCGGACCCAGUGGCUCGAGGCCUCCCUGCUCAAGGCGUGGACACUUGUCCACUUUCUUUUGGACCGGCCAGUCGUCCGGGUUUGUCCUUUUGCACACCCGAGCUUGGCCAGCUCGGCGUUCCUCCGAGACGGGGAGAGGAGGAGUGGGUUUUCCUCUGGGACUAGAUUCCGAGAGAUUUUUUUUUCCUCUUUUCUUUGUCGCUUCCAAGGAGGAAAAGGAAAGAGCUGCCCAGAUCCAGGCAUCUCUGGGGGGUCACUGACGGGCUGCCGGCGACGGGCCUGGGCUCGCGGAGCGUCGCGGCAUCCGGCCGUCUCCGCGGCGACGGGGUCCCACACUAAGCGCGCCGUUCAGGGCUUGCAGCCGGUACAGGGCAAGUCGCUCCAAACCCCUCCCGAAGCGGCGGGGUCGUUUCUGGGGCCGGUGUUGCCGGAGGUCCCGCUGCCCGGCCCCUCGCUGUCGCUCCCUUCCGAGGGCCUUCCGGCACCGAGGAGCUGGAGCUGCUGCCACGGCAGCUGGAGAAACGUCUCUCGGGGCCCCGCGGGAGACGCCGGGGAAGCAUGGGGGAUCCCGCAUGAAGGGCUGGUCGAACCGCCUUUCGGGAAGACGUGAGGAAGCAGGGUUGGCCUCGGUACUGGGCGGAGGGCUGUGGCAGCGGUUCCACUUCCUCGUUGCGUUCCGAGCUCCUGCGGUUUGUCUUUCCGGCUCGGUUUAAAUUUGGCUUUGGCUUUCUCCGCUGGAUUUAGGAGAAGCUGUCCUGGGGCUUCAGAACCAAAAAUAUCUGCUCUCUGGCUACUGCAGCAAGCGUGGUAUUCCAGAAGGGAACAGCAGCCAGGAAUUGACAUCUUUUUUUUUUUUUUUUUUGUUGUUGUUCAUGCAUCUAUGUGAUUGAUAAGCCUGACUUCAAAGUCCGAGAGCACAGAGUGAGUCAUUCGCGAGCUGUCUUAACCAGCCUUCAAAACUGGAUCUGCAUCUGAAUCUUUUGUUUUCUUUUUCUUUUCUUUUUCAUGGAAAUGUCCUUAACGUUUCAGACCAAUGUAACAUUAAAAUUCAUUUCUGUUGCGCUUAUUAAAAUGGUUAAGGAUCAUUAUCGAAUGGAACGCUUGAACAGUUGCGUCCUUAUUUUUGUGUUUUAGAUGCGAUUGUAUUCCUGACCGACUGAAGUUUUGAUUAAUUUAUCAAGUGGGUUCUGUCAGUGCUGGUUUGCUUUUUGUUGUUGGAAAAUGUAUUUAGGUACAAAGGAGGUGUCUUUACGCUAUUUUAAAAUGUUUUAAAUGAGCAUUCAGCCAGCUGCUAUAGGAGAGCCUGGUACCAUCGCACUGUCAGACUUGUGUUUUGUGCAGGACUGUGUGCAGAGAGGGGACAGAGCUACAGACUGUCGCUGCUUCCUUUCCUAGUUCCUCUGAAGCUCCACCUGUCCUGGGUCGGCCCGAGCCACAGUCUUUAUUACAGACGCACAGCUGCCUCCGCAGUGUGACCUGCGGCCGUGCCCAGCCCGGCGGGGGUGCCCAGGGUCCAGGGCUCGGCUGUGCUGGCGCUGCGCUAGGAACUGGUCCCUGUCCGUCUUCAUGGGGCGUCUCCCCCGGGUGCGUUCGCUCCACAGCUACUCUUUUUGAUCUCCGAAUGAAAUUCAGCUGAAAUCUGAAAACCUCCCCCCCCACCCCCUGAAAUUACUCCAUACUUCCAAAAUCUAGUUUUUUUUUGCACCUUAAAUGUUUAACACUUAACGCUCAAAUGAUGAGAGGAAAAAUGUGCUCUAAAGUAAAAACAACUGAUGAUGAAA